AUGGAUUUGCAGGCAACAAUCGAGUUUGCUGUUGAAUUAUAUAAAUUUUAUAAUGUUGACUUGUUUCAGAGGGGGUUAUAUCAAGUUAGAUGUUCACUUAAAGUGUCGCCUGGAAAGUUGCCUAUUCAACUCGAGACCUGCAUACCCGAACAGAAUGCCAACACAACACCAACUGGUCCAUGUAUUAUUAACGGUGCUGGUGCUUCAAAAGUCUUUCAAAUCCUCUACCGAAAUGAGGAAGUUUCAUUGCGUGAUGUGAUAAUGUUUAGAGCCCAUUUAUUAGUUGAUAGUCGACAUUUAAAGGAAUGCAUAGAGCGAGCUGAAUUUUCAUUGAAUUUAGAAUUAUGGUUUGGUGAACAGCAGCAACAGCAACCGCAAACGCAACAGCCAGAAACCCCAACAACAUCAAAUGAAAUAAACUUAGAUGAUACGACACUCAUACUUGCAUCAACGAGGACUUUACAACUCAAUUUUCAUCCUGCACGAGGACUUCAUUAUCAUCUGCCCGUACUUUUUGAUUACUUUCAUCUAGCUUCUGUCAGUUUGGGCAUACAUGCGAGUUUAAUUGCAUUACAUCAGCCUUAUAUAAAUGCACCAAAAAGCAACAAACCAUGGAUAGGAAGUGGAAAGUUAAAUUGUCGUGGUGCAACAUCACCCGGACCGAUGGAAGCAAUCUUUUUUGGUCCGCAAGUCAGUAAUUCAGCAAAAUGUGGAGGCGGCUCGAGUUCAAGGCUCGCUCAUGCUCGAAUAAUUCAUAAAGAAAUUUGUGCCUUAUUAUUGGGCGCUCUCGAAUCACUGCGGACAAAUUUAUGUGAAUUUUGUACAGUGCUUCCAGCACAAUGGGCUACGUUAACCGGCUCAACACAACAAGUAUCGACAAUUGAAACAGAACAGCGAUUGCACAAACUCGUAGAUGCUGCAAAGGCACUUGAUAAUGAGGAUGAUUUUGCAGCAAAAGCCAAUUCAGACGUAGCACAAUUAUGUGCAGAAUGCAUAUUAUUUUGGCGUCGAACGCUCUCAACUGCCAAUCAACCAUCCGUACAUGCUCUUCUUGCCAAAAAGCAUCAUAUUUUACGUGUACGUCGCUUUGCUGAGGGUUUCUUUGUGAUCGAUAAUCCACGUCAUCUGGCAACGGGUAGUAUAGAUUCAAAUUAUCACAAUUAUGGCAUGAUAUGUGAAAUGGCGAGGCGUUCUAAAUAUUUAAGUUCAUUGCCACCAUUACCAGUUCAUUGUGUUCCGUUGGAUGGUGACCCGACCUCAUUGCCAUUGAUUUUUGAGGAUAGAUAUCAGGAUUCGACAGAGACAAAUCGACGUAGAACUGGAAGUGAUCCACACAUCAAUAAUAGCAGUCUUCAUAUUCAUUGUACAAAAUCAACAUCAAAGCCAUCCGGAGGUUUCAAUUGUACCGUACCAGCAUUAGUAAAUGGCAAAGAGUGUUCAUGUGGGUUGAGUAGUCAAUGUAAUGGAAAUAUUUGUGGAUUUUUAGAGCCAUUACCGAAAUUAAAUGCAAAUAGUUUAAUGGGUGUUAUGACACCUCGAUUUGCACUUGGCAGUGAUGUCCUUCAAGCGAGCUUAACAAUCAUACCUGCCGCAGCACAAAAUGGUCUACGCGGUCGAACAUUAUCGAGGCAUUCUGUGUCAAAUGUUCUUGAACCGGAGCCACAAACGUGUCAUGGAUUUCGUGAAAUUUAUAUCCCUGGGGCGGCUUGUACGUUACCAACACGACAUAGUAAAUCACUUGAUCAAUUAGAGACACAACAAAAUCUCAUCGUUAACUCAUUACCAAGACAGAACACGAUGAAUAGUCAACAUAUUAAUUUAAUUACGAAACCUCAAGCGCCAGUACUGACGUAUCAUCAACAACAGCAGCAGCAAGCACAGCCAAUCUACGCAACGACAACAAAAAAGAAAAAUACAGCUGAAGAUUUGUUAAAGAAUAUAAAUGAGCUUAAAGAAAAGUAUAGGAAUCCCAACGAAUCGAAUGGUGGAAGCAAAAGCUUAGCAAAAUUGACGAAUGAUGUUCAUCCCAACAAGUUGACAAAUGGCCCUAUUAACCAUCAAAAUCAGACAACAACAAUCUUCCCCAAAGAAAUUCAUUUGAAUUCAAACACAAAUGUCCUUACAUUAAAUCGUAUCACAUUAAGCUCUAAUAAAAAUAAUCCCAAAACAGAUUACGUGCAUGAAUUGAAGCUAAGUAACAAUAACGGUAAUAAUAGUCAACAUGGCAAUGGUGGAAGUACCAAUAAUCAACAUUCAUGUUAUUACAAUUCGUUGCCAAAGCAUGCUGGUAUGACAAUUCCACCGAGAAAUUCCUUUCCACCUAUACGUGGCAAAAAGAGCGGAAAAUCCUCAUCUAAAGCAUCAACGACGACAAAUGUAGGAACAACGAACAAAAAUAAUAAAAUGAAUAUGAAUACAAUUCCCCGAAGUAAUUCAUCUCAAGCCCUAAGACAACAGAAUGGCAAUAAUGGUACGGUUGGAAAGGACCGCAACGAAUAUUCGAGAGCACGCAUGAAUGAAUUUAAAAAAGUAAUAAAUCAACAAAAUGAGAAAUAUACGAAUGGUAAUGAGUCGAGUAGUACGGAUCAAAGCACAACAAUUACGCCAAAACGAAGAAGUAAAAGGCUCUUAUCGAGUAGAAGUGUUCCUUUUAAGCUUGAAUUACUCGAAACCGAUCAAAAUGGGCCACCCGGUUUCAGCGAGAGCUUACCAAAUUUAGCACCUCCACCUCCAGCAUUCUCAAAUUCGCCACCCUUAUCGAUGAAAUCAAAGAAUCGUGCAAGUAGUAGUGAAUCUACAUCAUCAUUAAGCGAACAAAGCGGUUGGGUGUCGAGUCAUCGGAGCAGCUUACCGUCAUCACCGGAAACAUAUAGGAACGAUCAACAGCGUUCAUUUAAUGGUGAACAACUGCGUAAGAAGUUAUUAAAAUUACUCGAGGAACAGCCACAGAGAAAAGGUUCGGUCGAGAAGAAGAAAAACAUUUCAGGACGUUCUGUUAAUGACGGCAAUAGUAACAACAAUGGAAAUCAUCUACAGCAAAAGCGUCAUAGUAGUGGAAAUGCAAUUGAACGGAACAAAUCACUAACAUUCAAUGGGAAGUCAUCAGGAGCGUGGGAGAUAACCCAAACUAAUUGGGUUGAGAAAAUUCCACCGAUUGCUUCAUCGCCCCAAAAGAACAUUAUCAACAUUAAUAAUGGUAAUAAUAAGAGUGACUUAAAAACGGAUGAGAAAUUCUUCGAUAGACAACUGACAUUGGACAGUAAGAUGAUUGGUGGAAAUAGACGUUCACGAAAGCCAUCUGAAAAAUCAAAAUCAGAAUUUGAUCUGACAUCAAUAUCCAUGGAUCAGCCAUUUGAAAAUCUUCGUUUGCCACCUCCACAGCAAUUUCGUGAUUUACUUCCACCCGAUGAGUUUCGUGAUCCACCAUCAAUAAAUGAUGAUGAUGUAAAUGAGAAUGAGAAGGUUAAAACACCACCGUCGGCUGUGAAACAACAAAAGAUUCUUUCUACACCAAUAAUACAACAUCAACAGCCUGUGGCAUCAAUAUCAACAGCAACAACAACAACAGCAACCGUUGUAAUUACAGGAACUACAAUUCAUCCACCGUUAUCGCAAAAGAAUUCAAGUAAUCAAAUUACAAAUCCAAUUUGUAUAUCAAUUCUGCCAAAAGGACAGAUUAUUGAAGCUAUUGAUAAUCCAUUGUAUCAUGUCUAUGAGUAUAGAAGGCAGCCAGGACCAUCAAGACCAUUCUUUAAAUCACAGAGCAAUAAUGAAUUGCUAACAAUGGUUCGUGCUGCAUCAGUAAAUGAUAAAAUGAUUAGUCAAACUCAUCACAAUCAUUUAAAGAAUCCAUCAAAGCCAAACUCGCCAGCACAAAAUUCAGACCGUUCCGAUUCAAAUAAUGAACGUGAUCUGCCUCCACCCAUGCAAUUAAUGGAAUUUGAAAAGUGUCGUGAAGAAUUUCGAAAGCAAAUCAAUUAUUCUGGUUCAAUCUAUUCGGAUUUUAAGACACUUGCAUCGGAAAUGCCAUACUUUCAUAUCAGCGAUGAAUAUCGAUCAUUCUCGCCAGCCGGUGUUCACUUGAUAGUCUGUGUACACGGUCUCGAUGGUAAUUCAGCUGAUUUGAGACUAGUUCGAACUUAUUUGGAGCUUGGAUUGCCUGGUGCACAUUUGGAGUUUCUAAUGUCGGAACGAAACCAAGGAGAUACAUUUUCCGACUUUGAGACAAUGACGGAUCGUCUUGUGGGUGAAAUUUUGUACCAUAUCGAAUCGUAUGGAAUAAAUCCGAGUAGAAUAUCAUUUGUAGCACAUUCAUUAGGUACAAUAAUUGUAAGAUCAGCCCUGUCGAGGCCACAAAUGAGACCAUUAUUGCCACGUUUAUACACUUUUCUAUCGCUAUCGGGUCCACAUUUAGGAACACUAUAUAAUUCAUCGGGACUUGUCAAUAUGGGUAUGUGGUUCAUGCAAAAAUGGAAGAAAAGUGGUUCAUUACUUCAAUUAUGUAUGCGAGACUCGUCUGAUAUGCGGCAAAGUUUUCUGUAUCGUCUAAGUCAACGGAGCACAUUGCAUCAUUUUAAAAAUAUUCUUCUGUGUGGAUCAACACAGGAUCGUUACGUGCCACCUCAUUCAGCAAGAUUAGAGCUAUGCAAAGCAGCCAUUAGAGACCAAUCUAAUUUGGGUGUUAUUUACAGGGAAAUGGUUCACAAUAUAAUUGCGCCAAUGAUCUCGAGACCGGAAUUGACAUUAGCACGAUAUGAUGUUCACCAUGCCCUUCCAAAUACAGCAAACACUCUCAUAGGACGAGCAGCUCACAUCGCUGUGCUUGAUUCUGAGUUGUUUAUUGAAAAGUUUUUAUUGGUUUGCGGUCUCAAGUAUUUCAGUUAG
This is a messenger RNA of Chironomus riparius, 4884 nucleotides long. The record is from the annotation of a GenBank genome assembly. Lineage: Eukaryota; Metazoa; Arthropoda; Insecta; Diptera; Chironomidae.